AUGAAAUUAAAUAAAUCUAAUUUUCUUUCAGAUCAUAUAGUUAAUCGAACUUGCUCAUCAAUUAAAAAUGUAAAAAAUAACAAUAAAGAAAUCAUUGUUUUGGGUCAUCGUAAUCCAGAUACAGAUGCUAUAACAGCAGCAAUUGUUUAUAGUGAUUUUCUUCGUCAAAUGAAUAUCAAUGCUAAAGCUUAUCGUCUUGGUAAUCUCAAUAAUGAAACAAAAUUUAUACUUAAAACAGUUAAUAUUAAAGAACCAGAAAUGUUACCUGAUAAUAUACCCAAUGGAACAGAAGUUGCUUUAGUUGAUCAUAAUGAAAGUCAACAAUCAAUGAAAAAUUUAAAUAAAAUGCGCAUUACUCAUGUUAUUGAUCAUCAUAAAUUAGGUGAUUUAACAACUUCAGAACCAAUUUAUUUACGUAUUGAACCUGUUGGAUGUACGGCAACAAUUUUAACAAAAUUAUAUCGUGAAAAUAAUUUGAAUAUUGAUCAAAAAAUGGCUUUUCUAUUAACUAGUGCUAUUAUUAGUGAUACACUUCAUUUUCGAUCACCUACAACAACAAAUGAUGAUCGAAAAAUAUUAGAAUAUCUUGUUCCACUUGCCAAAAUAGAUGAUAUUAAAUCAUAUGCUCAUCAAAUGUUCGAAGCUAAAAGUGAUUUAAAUGGAUUUUCAACAGAACAAAUUCUUCUUCUUGAUUAUAAAACAUAUUCUUUUAAUAAUGAAACAUGGGGAAUAGGUACAGGUGAAACAUUUAAUAUGAAUAAAAUGCUUGAACGAAAAGAUGAAUUACUUAAAGAAAUGAAAGAAGAAAAAAAACGAAAUAAUUUAAAAGGUAUUUUAUUUUCAAUUGUUGAUAUAAUAAAAGAAAAAAAUUUAACAUUAAUUCCUGAUGAUAUUGAAGAAAAAGUUGUACAAGAAGCAUUUAAAGUUAAUAUUAAACAUCAUAUAGCUGAUCUUGGAUCAAGACUUAGUCGUAAAAAACAAAUUAUUCCAGUACUUGAAAAAUAUUUUCAUCAAAAAUCUUAA
Molecule: messenger RNA, 1023 nt
Organism: Rotaria sp. Silwood1
Lineage: Eukaryota; Metazoa; Rotifera; Eurotatoria; Philodinida; Philodinidae
Source: the annotation of a GenBank genome assembly